Fonsecaea multimorphosa CBS 102226 is the source of this 1608-nucleotide messenger RNA. RefSeq lists its product as uncharacterized. The record is from RefSeq and is a predicted model, not a curated record. The coding region runs from base 1 to 1608 and encodes 535 amino acids. Gene Ontology annotation, molecular function: monooxygenase activity; FAD binding. The transcript has 4 exons. NCBI's taxonomy places the organism in Eukaryota, Fungi, Ascomycota, Eurotiomycetes, Chaetothyriales, Herpotrichiellaceae.
AUGGUCGCUUUGCAAGUGGGAAUUUGCGGCGCUGGUGUUGCUGGACUGAGUGCCGCCAUUGCUUUGAGGAAAAUCGGCCAUGACGUUGAGAUAUUUGAGCGCUCUCAAUUCAAGAACGAAAAUGGCGCAGCCGUGUCUAUCCCACCAAAUGGUACCCGGGUUCUGGAGCACUGGGGAUUUGACACCACCAAAGCCGGAGGAAUCGAGAACAUCCAGGUUCGUCGACCAAAGGGUGACACACUGGAGCCAAUGGCCCCGACAUUGAACUUCUCCAACGCGGAAAAACUAUACGGCAACAAGUGGUUCUUCUAUCACCGGGUCGAUAUGCACCGCCGCCUGAGGGAACAAGCCGAGGAAGCUGGGGCGAUCAUCAGGUUGGGAACCCAAGUGAUGGACGUGGACCCUGAGACUGGAGUCAUUUCAUUGAAGAAUGGAACGAAAGUGCAAAAGGAUCUAGUUGUCGUCGCUGAUGGCCAGCAUGAUCGCUUGAACGCUAAGAUUACCGGCAAGGAAGUCCCCAUGAAGAGGAGCGGCCAGACAGCAUAUCGAUGCCUCAUUCCCAUGAAGGACAUCCUCGCAGACGAGGAGACCAAAUUCCUGUUCGAGAACCAACCGCCUGGGUUCUGGGCCCCCGCUUUACCAUCCAAGGGCGUCAUGGCCGUCACUUAUCCCUGCCGAAACAACGAAAUUCUCAAUGUGCUGGCGGUGCACCGGAGACUCGGUCAGCAUGCAAGCAGUGAAGACGACGUGGUGAUUGAGGACUGGAACUUCCCCGCGACACACGAGGACUUGGAGAAAGUUCUCGACGGUUUCCAUCCGGCGGUGAAAAAGGUCUUUUUGAAGUCCCCCGAGGUGAAAGUCUACACCCAAAUGAAAAGAGAUCCCUUGAGCAAGAUGACUAAGGGCAAGGCUGUCUUGAUUGGCGAUGCCUGCCACCCUAUGCUCUUGACUCACGCCCAGGGAGUUUCGUCCUCCAUUGAAGACGCUGCUGCGCUCGAACUCUUCCUUGCUGAUGUGCCCGCCACCGGAGACGUUACUUCGGCUCCAUCCGAGAAGCUGCUGCAGCGCCUGGCACAGUUCGAAGCCUUCCGGCUGCCCCGAGUUUCCGCGACACAGAUUCUGACCGACCCUGUCGUUCCGGGACCUCAAGCUGCGGCCAACUAUGCCAAGCAAGAAGCCGAAAUCCGAAAAUACUACUCUGGCCCUCUGCCGCCCACAGGAUCAAUGCCGCACAGCCCACCGAUCUGCCAGUUCUUCUUUGGAUAUGAUGUCAGGAAAGAAGCCAUGAAAUUCCUCGCAGAGCUCAACGGCGAGAAACAGACGAAUGGAGAUGUCCCUGCACCCGUGGCUGCUGCUCCGGAGACACAGAAGGCGGCUGCUCCAGCUCCAGCCCCAGCCCCGGCUCCAGUUCAACAACCGCAGAAAGAGGCCACCGAUGUCGCCGCAAUGGAACAGAAGAUCAAGGACCUCGAGCGCAGAUUGGCCGACAUGGAGAGCAAAUUGGCCGGAAUGAGUGUCCAGAUAUCAUUCAGGGAGGUCCAGCCAACGCCGCCUGAGACGCCCCCUACCACAUUCGGUACAUCGCCGUUCAUCGUUACCGCUCCUUGA